AUGCAGCGCUCAGCUUUCCUCAUACUGUCGUUCUUGAGCGUCUCUGCCUUUUGUUGGCCCUAUGACGAACCACUCGCUAAAUACAAUCUAAAUGAAAACAAAACCGCCGAAGGCCCAAUCGAUUAUUGGGGAUCAUGGCCGGACCAUGAGUAUCAUCCGUCACCAGAUAACUGGCGCAUGCCUACAUAUACAAUCUUUUUGGACCGUAUAGCCAACGGCGACCCCACGAAUGACGAUAUCAACGGGACCGCAUUUGAGCAUGUGGUCAACUCUAAUCAGAUGCGCCAUGGCGGUGAUUUGGAAGGCUUGAUAGAUACGCUGGACUAUAUCCAAGGAAUGGGAUUCAAGGUCAUCUAUUUCGCCGGAACGUACUUGAUGAACUUGCCCUGGGCCUACGAUGGGUACUCGCCGGUCGAUACCACUCUCCUCGAUAUGCAUUAUGGAACACUGGACGACUGGAGGCGGACGGUCGACGAGAUUCACAAACGGGAGAUGUAUGUGUUGAUGGAUAACACACUGGCAACAAUGAGCAACCUGAUCGGAUUCAAAGGCCACCUCAACGAUUCUGCCGAUUUCGAAGCAUCUGAAUAUCAAGUCCAAUGGGUUACCGACAGAGAAUAUGUCGAUUUCAAGUUCAGUAACGAGUAUAACGAAACAUGCAACUAUCCUAAGUUCUGGGAUGAGACAGGAUUCCCAUUAACAAACGAGGGGGUGCAAGAUUUGAAGGGUUGCUAUAACAGCGAUUUCGAUCAAUAUGGAGAGCUAGAGGCAUUUGGUAACUUCCCCGACUGGCAGCGCCAACUUACGAAGUUUGCCUCCGUGCAGGAUCGCCUACGUGAAUGGCACAAGCCGGUCCGCGAUGUGAUCACUCAACAUUCCUGCCUUCAAAUCGCGAGUCUGGAUCUCGACGGUUUCCGCUUUGAUAAAUCUGUUCAAUCUACCCUCGAGCCCCUAAGUGAGAUGAUGGCCAUCUACCGUGCAUGUGCGCAGAAACUUGGCAAGAAAAAUUUCUUCCUCCCCGGCGAGAUCACGUCCGGAGACAGUUUUGGCAGUCUCUACCUCGGCCGCGGCCGCCAGCCAGAUCAGCGUACGGCCAAUGCAGGCGCUGGCAUCAAGCUCACGAACAACUCGGAUGGGGCUUUCCUGAGAGACGAUGGGCUGCAAGCUUUGGAUGCCUCCGCCUUUCACUAUACCAUCUACCGUUCGAUGACCCGUUUCCUGGGUAUGGACGGUAACCUGGUUGCCGGCUUUGAUUUGCCUACCGAUUUCAUCGAAGCCUGGAAUGAGAUGCUCAUAACAAACGAUUUCCUCAAUGCAUUCACAGGAGAAGUGGAUCCUAGGCAUAUGUAUGGAGUCUCUAACCAGGAUAACUUCCGUUGGCCAGCUCUCCAGAAUGGCACAGAUAAAUACCUCCUGGGUUUGUACAUUAUCUCGCUGGAGCUUCCUGGAAUCCCUCUUAUCUUGUGGGGAGAAGAGCAGGACAUGUACGUGUUCGACGCUACUGCAUCGAACUAUAUGUUCGGUCGGCAGCCCAUGACGUACCAGACCGCGUGGUGGACACAAGGCUGCUUCAAUUUGAACACCUCGAAGUUCUACGAUUUCCCUAUCGAAAAGGGACGCGAGGGUUGCAAUGAUAUCACCGUCACGUAUGACCAGCGGAAUCCUGCCCAUCCACUCCGCAACAUCAUGAAGCGCAUGUUCGAGAUUCGAGCCCAUUACCCAGUCGCCCAGGAUGGCUUGUUCCUCGAAACGAUCUCUCAACUCACAGAAGACGUCUACCUUCCUGGUUCUUCUACCACUCCCACGGUCACUGGACUUUGGUCUGUCUUGCGAAGUUAUUUCCCUGGGGUACAAACGGACGCUAUCCUGGCCAACGAAACCUUGUGGCUUGUGUAUCAAAACGGAAACUCGACCGAAACAUACGGCGGCAACUGCAGCGAUAAGAAUGCGUCCUUAUUGGCUCCAUUUGACUCAGGGACAAAAUUGAAGAAUCUCUUUUAUCCUUACGAUGAGCUCACUUUGGAAGAUGGUCCUAAAAGUUCCGACAACACCUAUGGAUGCGUCCGUAAAAUGAAGCUGCUUCCAUGGGAAUACCGGGCCUAUGUCAAGACCGCCAACUUCGUCGAGCCCGGCCCUACCGUCACUGAUUUCUUCCCCGGGCAUGAUGCUCGGUUGCUAUCUUCAGAAGACACGGGUGAAACCAUGCCCGUUCAGCUUGGAUAUUCCACAGAGAUGGACUGUGACAGCAUCACAAAGGCGGUUUACCUAAAUUCUACAACAGAGAAAAACAUCACCGCCAAGCUUGAUACAUCUAGUGUCAACUGCACCAAAAUUUCUGCCAGGACCACGAGCCAUAACUACACAGGAGAAAUCCCGACUGUUUGGACAUGGUCUGCAAACCUGAAAAAUGUCCACCACGGAAUCCACCAACUGACUGUUAAGAAUGUUUCCUCUUCUGGAGUUUACACCAAUUCGACCGACAAGUUCUUGCUCCGCCUCGGUGCUCAUGACAACCCCUUGAUUUCUCCGCUUGCCAAUUACUCUACCAGCCUAGUCCACAAGUCCAACGAUGACCUUUACGUCCAGCACAGAGCUGCCGGUGCAGACAUGUUCCGAUACUCGUCUGACUUUGGUCGGAGCUGGAACGACUGGGCGACGUAUUCAGGCGGUAACACGACUAUUACCAUCCCGAAGUGGACUGGCACGGACUCCCAGAAGUGGGAGGGAACUCAUAUACGAGUGCAGUACUUUUCAAGGCUCACUGGAAGCAGCGAUUACAUCCAAGAAGGUGAUUAUGCGAGCGAUAGAGUCCGAAGAUUCCCGAACCUGUGGUUCAACGGUCCAUACAACCAAUACGGCUAUGAUGCAGGAAUGGACAGCAAGAUGAAGUAUGAUUCCAAAACGUCUCGCUGGAACUACGAUUUCGUCUACGAAUGGCCAGCCGUGGGCCAGCUGAAUGUUUGGGGGCAUGACGAUGACGGCAACCCUGAUAAUACCGAGGUUUACGGUGAUGUCGGCAACUCGUCUGCGGUUCAAAAGCUUCCACCGUCCUAUCUCGCAUCAAACGUCAUCAACAUCACCAGCCCGCCGCCAUUCCCGCAUCUUGGCUGGACCAUCUCCCUCAAUGAUGGCAAUCUGAGAUACGAAAUGAUCCCCGUCGGAUCUGGAUGGGCCCAGUUGGUCCUCUUCAUCCUUCUCUGGGUUGUUCCGCUUAUUAUGGGUUGUGCUGGUGUCUUUAUCUUCAUCAGCAACUUCUACCGUGUCAAACUCAACAAAAAUGGCAAUGUCAUCAAGGCUGAUACGUUCCUCGUACUACUUUGGCGCAGAAUCAAAGGAACCUUCGCCAAGGAUGAUGAUGUCGAGGAGAUCAAUAUGGCAGACAAUGCUGUGCCAACAAACAUGGCUCUGGCAGGAGCGAGCGACCAACGGCGCACUGUACUGAUUGCCACUAUGGAGUACGACAUCCAGGACUGGAAUGUCAAAGUCAAGAUUGGUGGUCUGGGAGUAAUGGCGCAGCUCAUGUCACAGAAUCUGAAGCAUCAGAAUCUCAUCUGGGUGGUGCCGUGUGUCGGUGAUAUUGACUACCCUGUGGAUACCCCCACUGAGCCUUUUGUGGUGACGAUCCUAGAUCAUCCGUAUUCGGUGCAGGUGCAGUAUCACGUCGUUGAUAACAUCACCUAUGUCCUCCUUGAUGCUCCGGUUUUCCGGCAGCAGACUAAGGCGGAACCUUAUCCUCCUCGUAUGGAUGACCUUGAUAGUGCAAUUUACUAUUCGGCCUGGAAUCAGUGUAUCGCAGAGGUAAUGAACCGAACACCCUCCAUUGAUCUCUAUCAUAUCAACGAUUUCCAUGGCUGCGUAGCACCGCUUUACCUGCUCCCAUCGCGAACUAUCCCAGUUUGUCUUUCAUUGCACAAUGCCGAGUUCCAAGGUCUGUGGGGUCUGAGAACCUCACAAGAAAAGAAAGAAGUCUGUUCUGUCUUCAAUCUCCCUGUUGAAACAGCGACCAAAUACUGUCAGUUUGGUAAUGUUUUCAACCUGCUCCACACCGGCGCUAGCUAUUUGCGAUUCCAUCAACGCGGCUUCGGCGCAGUAGGUGUGUCCGAGAAGUAUGGAAAGCGCUCCUGGGCCCGUUAUCCAAUCUUUUGGAGCCUUGGCAAGAUUGGCAGUCUUCCCAAUCCAGAUCCCUCCGACACAGGCGCCUUGAAGAAAGACCUCGACGUGCAAGUUACGGUUCAGUCUACUGACGAGGUAGCUAGUGACAAAACCAAUGACAAAGUCCAGGCACAGAAAUGGGCUGGUUUGAACGAGGACCCUAACGCUGACUUACUGGUGUUCGUGGGAAGAUGGUCAAAGCAGAAGGGAGUCGACUUGAUUGCGGAUGUUAUGCCGGCUGUCUUGUCUGCUAGACCUAAUGUUCAGCUGAUCUGUAUUGGUCCCAUCAUUGAUCUCUAUGGUAGACUGGCUGCUAUCAAGCUGCAGCGCAUUAUGGAGAUGUUCCCCGGCCGUGUCUUCUCGAAGCCAGAGUUUACGAUCCUUCCCCCCUUCGUGUUCUCUGGUGCCGACUUCGCCCUGAUCCCAUCUCGGGACGAGCCCUUCGGAUUGAUUGCCGUCGAGUUUGGUCGUAAGGGUGCACUUGGAAUUGGUUCUCGCAUCGGAGGUCUAGGCCAGAUGCCUGGUUGGUGGUACACCGUGGAAUCCGACUCAGCCCGCCAUCUCUUGCACCAGUUGAGAACCGCCAUUAAAUCCGCCUUGGAAUCAUCACCAGAGACCCGACAGGAGAUGCGUGCAAACUCUGCUAAGCAGCGAUUCCCCGUUCUCGAGUGGGUUCAGAAGCUCGAAAUCUUACAACGGACAGCUAUCCACGUCCAUCACCAAAAGAAUCAACUCACCGUUGCACACUCGGCGCGAGAGUCUCAGAUCUACUGGGAGACACCCGGCUUGCGGGACUCCGCAAUGACUACCCGCCCUUCAUCAGUGCGGUCAGCGUCGGGGGGUUUGGAUACGCCGCCACCAGGCAGAACAUCACAGCCCUUCCAGCCUUCCCUUCUACAGCUACAGGCAGUCGAAGCUCAAGAAAUGCAGGCAGCCGAAAGCAACAGAAGUAGCAUGUUGAAUCGCAACCUGUCGCUCGGUCGACGAUCUGGACCAGGACAUGGCAGAAAGCGUCUCGUCAAGAAGUCACAGCGCGACAGUCAGAUUGUCGAGCCUGUCGACGGUGAUACCACGGAUGUCGACGAUGAAGGCUUUGUCACGCCACAGGAGAACCUUAUUUCUGAAGAAGAGGCUAUGGCAGCGGUCAACUUACCUCUCCAGGAUUUCAGCACACACCCCAGAAACAACAAUCACUCUCGUGAGUCUAGCUCGUCGGCCUCAGAGUCAUCGCGUUUCAUCUCAAGGGACUCCUCUCCAGCGAGAGCAGCCCGUGAUCUUCUUGAUCCAGCUGCACCUUUCGCUCACGGCCGGAAUAUUUCUGUCCUCUCCUUGCCUUCUGUUGUUAAUGAUCAUGAUCAACCCAAUUUCCAUCUGCAAAAGGUCGACCCGACAUUUACUGACAGCAUGGGCCACUUCACGCGGAACUUCGAAAAGCUGCUCACCGACCUCAACAAGAAAAACUCGAUUUCAGAUUAUUGUAUUGAGCUUUAUCUCAUGAAGAGUGAGCGGAAGUUCUUUUACAUGUACAACGAUGCGCAGUUAAAGAAGCAGCCCAAAGAACGUCCCAUGACUGGAGCUGGUUUGGACCAUGCUGUUGAGAACACUCCGUAUAACCUCGUCACAGAAGGUCAUGAAGAGUCGGAUUCGAAAAACACAGAUGAAAUCGAUCUGUGGCUCUCUCGUCUGGGAUACAAGAGACCCAUUGCUGUCCAGCGCUUUAUGAGAUGGCGCGUCGGAAACUGGCCUGUGUAUGCUCUAUUCUUGGGUCUUGGACAGAUUAUCGCAACGAACUCUGCGCAGAUCACCCUGUUGGCCGGCCAGAUUGGUGAGACAGCAGUCAAGCUUUACGUUAUCGCGGCAAUUUACUGCGUAUCUUCCAUUGUAUGGUGGUGCCUCUUCUUCCGCUUCCCGUCUGUGAUAGUCCUCACUCUCCCCUGGUUCAUAUAUUCCAUGGCAUUCAUCACCAUGGGUGUUUCUCCUUUCGCACUCUCGGAACUCGGUCAAGCGUGGGCUCAAAAUGUCGCCGCGGGUGUCUAUGCCGCAGCAUCUUCCAGUGGUUCCUUGUUCUUCGCUCUCAACUUUGGUGACCAAGGUGCCGUUCCUGUGAAGGAUUGGAUGUUCCGCGCAAGUCUUAUCCAGGGUAUCUCACAGCUCUACACUGUUGCCCUAUGGUACUGGAGUUCCAGAGUCACUGCAGCGGAAGUUGGAGGUGUUUCCACGGUUGCGCUAAAUUCCUGGAAACUCACAGCCGUGGUGAUGCCAAUUGCGGCAGUUUGUUUCAUUAUUGGUGUACUCCUUGCCCUUGGCUUGCCUAAGUACUAUCGCCAAGCACCCGGAAAGAUCCUCUUCUUCUACACAUCCCUCUUCCGUCGGCGAAUCGUCCUCUGGUUCUUCUUCAUGGUCAUCAUCCAGAACUGGUUCCUUUCCGCGGCAUUCGGUCGAAACUGGUCAUUCCUCUGGUCCUCCCAACACACCAAACCAUGGGAAAUUACUCUCCUGGUCAUCUUCUUCUUUGUUAUCCUCUGGGUCGCUGUGAUGCUACUCUUCCGCUACUUGUCUAAGGAGCACAGUUGGAUCUUACCCGUCUUCGGCCUGAGUAUCGGUGCACCACGAUGGGCCCAAACAUGGUGGGGAACAUCCAACAUCGGCUACUAUCUUCCAUGGGCUGGAGGUAUGACUUCCGGGGCUAUCGCAUCUCGUUGCCUCUGGCUCUGGCUUGGCGUUCUCGAUGAGAUUCAACAAGUCGGUUUGGGAAUGAUUCUCCUACAGACUUUGACAAGAGUCCACGUGGUUUUCGUCCUGUUGGCCGCGCAGGCUCUUGGAUCUAUCGCCACAAUUUGUGCUCGUGGGUUCGCGCCAAACAAGGUCGGCCCAGCAGGCAUCUCCCCGGCUGUUGGAUCGUCGCUGGACGCAGUUGGCAAUGCGUGGUUCUGGAUUGCCCUUUUCUUCCAGCUUCUGGCUAGCUUCGGUUUCCUUCUCUUUUAUCGCCGUGAACAGCUCAAUCGGCCCUAG
Molecule: messenger RNA, 7164 nt
Organism: Penicillium samsonianum
Lineage: Eukaryota; Fungi; Ascomycota; Eurotiomycetes; Eurotiales; Aspergillaceae
Exons: 4
Coding region: 1-7164 (2387 amino acids)
Biological process (GO): fungal-type cell wall (1->3)-alpha-glucan biosynthetic process
Cellular component (GO): fungal-type cell wall
Molecular function (GO): alpha-1,3-glucan synthase activity
Source: RefSeq, a predicted model, not a curated record